AUGAUUAAAUUGAUAGUCACAGUAAGCCAUUUGAUCUAAUUUUUUGUUCACUCUUGGUUUAUGUAUCAAUAAAUGUUGGCAUUCAAUCCUGGAAUUUUAGAUGAAGCUUUGUGGAAUCAAGUGAAAUACUUGACUAAUUUUUCGAAUUGGGCUAUGUUUACUUAUUUAAUACCUUUUGUGAUAUACGAUCUCAAAAACUAUAAUGCUAAGAAAAUUCAAGAUAGAUAUCCAUAAAUUGUGAAUUUACUGUUUCAAGGACUUAAUCCUAUUUUAUUUUUAGUGAUGGCAAGUUAUUAGAGUUUUAUCAUAAUUGAUCCUAAACUUUUGGUUUUGGAUGGGUUUUAUCCAACCGAAUGGUAAAUGGUAUUGCUUGCAUAUUUGCAUCUCGGAAACUGGCUAUUGAUGUAAGAUAAUAAUGAUAUUUAUUUUUAGGUAAAUAGAGUAUAUCCUAUAUGAACAUUAACAAGUUCCAAAAUUAAAAUUGUUUGUAUUCUUUUUCGCAUACACUAUCAUUUAUUUUAUAAUAUAUGGUAAAUCAAAAUAAUAAUGCAUAGGCUGUUAUUUCUAAGUAAAAGGAAAGCAUGUAUAUGGUUUCCAAAAAAGAUUAAGUCUUCCCAUAAUUGUCGUGUUAAAUAUAUUCUAAUUUUCUAUAUUAUUCUUUGUCGACUUUGUAUAUGGAAAAGUGACCAGAUCAAGUGUGUUCAAGAAAUUAGUAUUGGAGAAUCGUUUUUAGAAAAAUUAGAUUGAGGGGGAUCAAAAGAAGAAAUAAUGA
This is a messenger RNA of Paramecium octaurelia, 772 nucleotides long. The record is from the annotation of a GenBank genome assembly. Lineage: Eukaryota; Ciliophora; Oligohymenophorea; Peniculida; Parameciidae.